UUCAACACCCCCAAGUUAAAAAAAGAUUAAAGCUUUUGCACAAAGGAACCACCGGAAAUUUUUUUUUUUUUUAAAUGGCGAAAUUAUUCAUCAAGCAAGCAGAGCAAUACGCAGCAGCCCGACCAAAUUAUCCGAUCAAACUCUUUGAAUUCAUAGCAUCGAAAACUCCGAGCCACGACCUUGCUUGGGACGUAGGCACUGGUAGCGGACAGGCCUCACGAUCGCUGGCCGGAAUAUACAAGAACGUAAUUGCUACGGACACGAGCUGUAAGCAACUUGAAUUUGCUGCAAAGCUUCCCAACGUGCGUUACGAGCUCACUCCACCGACGAUGUCUACAUCGGAGAUCGAGAAGCUAGUGGCACCAGAAUCAUCAGUCGAUUUAGUGACAAUCGCACAAGCUCUUCACUGGUUCGACCUCAAGACCUUUUACAGCAACGUGAAGCACGUGCUCAAGAAACCAAACGGAGUAAUCGCCGCCUGGUGCUACACCAACCCCGAGGUUAACGCCGCCGUGGACGAUGUUUUUCAGCGGUUUUACGAUGAGAAACUUGGUCCUUAUUGGGAUAAAGCGAGGAGGCUUGUGGAGGAUGGGUACAGAGGAAUUGAAUUCCCCUUCGAGAAGAUCGAAGACGAUGAUGAGUCAACGGAAAGUAAAAAUUUCCCGGUAAAGUUCGUGACGGAGAGAGAAAUGGUGUUUCAAGAGUUCAUGACUUAUCUGAGGUCAUCUUCGGCAUAUCAGACGGCUAAGGAGAAAGGUGUGGAGCUUUUGACGGCGGAGAUGGAAGGAGAGUUUGCUGAUUCCUGGAAAGAAGAUGGGAUUGAGAAGAAAGUUGUUAGGUAUCCGAUUCAUUUGCUGAUCGGUAGAGUUGGACAACACCGUGUCUGAAUUGAUAUUUUCGUCCAACAUCUUGUCGUCACACGCAAGAGAGACACUAUUUUUGUUUUGUUUUUAAUCGAUGGACAAAAUAAACGUGACUCGUGUUUGCAUUAGAUAGGAAAUGGGACCAUUAAUAAGUGACGAUGAUAGAAGUUGACGUUAAGACAGACCCGUGUUCAUGUUUUAUGUUUUGUAGUUCCAGCUUUCCUGGGGA
This is a messenger RNA of Capsella rubella, 1092 nucleotides long. RefSeq names its product putative methyltransferase DDB_G0268948. Gene Ontology annotation, molecular function: S-adenosylmethionine-dependent methyltransferase activity. NCBI's taxonomy places the organism in Eukaryota, Viridiplantae, Streptophyta, Magnoliopsida, Brassicales, Brassicaceae. The record is from RefSeq and is a predicted model, not a curated record. The transcript is spliced from 2 exons. Bases 75 to 887 code for a protein of 270 amino acids.